Molecule: messenger RNA, 417 nt
Organism: Rotaria socialis
Lineage: Eukaryota; Metazoa; Rotifera; Eurotatoria; Philodinida; Philodinidae
Source: the annotation of a GenBank genome assembly
AUGCAAAUAUUUGUUCGUGGUGCCGACGAGCUUGUGCCGCUCGAACUCGAAAAAGAUGAUACUGUACAAGAUAUUCGUGAAUAUAUUGCUGAAGAAUACGAUGUUGGUAUGAAUGAUCUUGUCUUGAGUUACAAUGGAACCCUUUUGAAUGACGAACAAACAGUUGAACAAUUCGGUCUCGUAUCUGGUUCAACAAUCGAUGCUACUAUGAAAUUAUUCGGUGGUAAAGUCCAUGGUUCACUGGCUCGUGCUGGUAAAGUUAAAGGUCAAACACCAAAGGUUGCUAAACAAGAAAAACGCAAGAAGAAAACCGGACGUGCAAAACGUCGUCUUCAAUACAAACAACGAUUUGUUAACAAGGUUGCCAGCUUCGGUCGUCGUCGCGGUCCGAAUUCAAAUCAACAAGCUUCAACAUAA